AUGACGUUUUGUUCCUCUGUGGACUUUGCGCCUUCAAAGACUGAUGUGUCUCUUUUUAUCUAUUCUCAUGAUAAUGUUCGUCUUUAUUUCUUGGUGUAUGUUGAUGACAUUUUGAUUAUGGGGUCUGACUCAGACAGUGUUACUACACUUGAGUUUAAAGUUCGUGAUAAUAUUCUCAAACGUGCUGGCAUGGUGGACUGUAAGCCAGUGGUCACGCCUGUCUCUACCGUGAAAAUCGCCGACGAUGUUGCUACUCCCUAUGCCGAUCCAACACAAUACAGAAGUCUUGCUGGUGAUCUCCAAUAUCUUACGGUAACUCGUCCUGAUAUGUCUUAUGCUGUUAAUCUCUUGUCACAUUCUUCAACUGAAGCAGAAUACAAGGGUCUGGCUGAUGUAUCUGCUGAGGUUACAUGGCUUGUUUCUCUGCUACACGAGAUCGGCAUCCCACUUGCGUCUCCUCCUCGACUAUGGUGUGAUAAUUUGGGAGCUACUUACUUAUGUUUACUCAUUGUGGAAUUGGCAUUCGAGAUCUGCGCGUUCGCAAUCGCAAUCGGUAUCGGAAUUGCAUUCAAUUUUGCGUAUUGA
Molecule: messenger RNA, 585 nt
Organism: Ipomoea nil (Japanese morning glory)
Lineage: Eukaryota; Viridiplantae; Streptophyta; Magnoliopsida; Solanales; Convolvulaceae
Exons: 4
Coding region: 1-585 (194 amino acids)
Source: RefSeq, a predicted model, not a curated record